GCGCGGCGGGCGGUGGCGGCGAGGCGGCGGCCGAGAAGAUGGCGGACGGCGACAGCGGCAGCGAGCGCGGCGGCGGCGGUGGGCCGGGCGGUUUCCAGCCCGCGUCUCGCGGCGGCGGCGAACAGGAGACGCAGGAGCUGGCCUCAAAGCGGCUGGACAUCCAGAACAAACGCUUCUACUUAGAUGUGAAGCAGAAUGCCAAGGGCCGCUUCCUCAAGAUCGCCGAGGUGGGCGCGGGCGGUUCCAAGAGCCGCCUGACGCUGUCCAUGGCGGUGGCUGCCGAGUUCCGUGACUCUCUGGGCGACUUCAUCGAGCACUACGCGCAGCUGGGCCCUAGCAGCCCUGAGCAGCUGGCGGCGGGUGCCGAGGAGGGCGGCGGGCCGCGGCGCGCGCUCAAGAGCGAGUUCCUGGUGCGUGAGAACCGCAAGUACUAUCUGGACCUCAAGGAGAACCAGCGCGGCCGCUUCCUGCGCAUCCGCCAAACGGUCAACCGCGGCGGUGGCGGCUUCGGCUCGGGUCCCGGGCCCGGCGGCCUGCAGAGCGGCCAGACCAUCGCGCUGCCUGCGCAGGGCCUCAUCGAGUUCCGCGACGCGCUGGCCAAGCUCAUCGACGACUACGGAGGCGAGGACGACGAGCUGGCAGGCGGCCCGGGAGGCGGCGCCGGAGGCCCAGGGGGCGGCCUGUAUGGAGAGCUCCCGGAGGGCACCUCCAUCACGGUGGACUCCAAGCGCUUCUUCUUCGAUGUGGGCUGCAACAAAUACGGGGUGUUUCUGCGAGUGAGCGAGGUGAAGCCGUCCUACCGCAAUGCCAUCACCGUGCCCUUCAAAGCCUGGGGCAAGUUCGGAGGCGCCUUUUGCCGGUAUGCGGAUGAGAUGAAAGAAAUCCAGGAACGACAGAGGGAUAAGCUUUAUGAGCGCCGUGGUGGGGGCAGCGGCGGCGGUGAAGAGUCAGAGGGCGAGGAGGUGGAUGAGGAUUGAAACAGGCAGCUUCCCCUUCAGGCCUCCUCCACCCCACCACCAUCUCCUUGGCUAGAGAAUUCCUCUUCCUGCUCAUCCCCAGUGAGUAGUGGAGAGGGAGCAAGGGAGGCCGCAGAGGGAAAAAAACAAAACAUAAUAUAGUUAAGAGAAAUAAUCAGAACAGUGACGGACAACUUGAGAAAAGCAGUCAAGUUCCAAGGAACUGACAGCAACCUGCAAAGAGAGGACAACAGCAUCUCUUCACCUGCAUAAAAUACUCUCAGCUUCUGUUGUUUCUCAGCUGAGGUUCCUAAACCCAUCAGGAUAAUCCCUGAAGGAAAUAGAUCCUUGCGCAUCUGGGGCAAGAAACACGUCCAAGUUACCCAGACCGUUGAUAACAGUUGCAUUUAGGUUGUACCUGGGUAAUCUGGAAUAAAAGAUCUCUCUAGGCCUCAUUGUUGCAGUGUCUAUCCCUUCACAUCCAUUGAAAUCAGCAUUUUGAAUCUAGGUCUUCAUGGAAUCCUUGAGAGGCCUUUACAGUUACCCAGUUUUGAGGGUUCAGGUUCACGAAAAGAAAUGCAACUUCGGAUAAUCGUGAACAGGUUAAAGAUAAGAAUUCCAGAAGCCAUCUAAGAAUACAGAACCAAAUUGGAUCCAUUUUUUUUUUUAAAAAAAAAUGGUUUUGCAUGGAACCUGGACCAAGGCAAAUGUCUUUUCUUUGAAGAAUUGUUUUCCGGGAUGCCAGUGGAUUCAGAUAUCAGUGCUUGAAGUAGAAUCCAUUACUAAAAUAGUUUCAAAGUCGACAAAUUUUCGAAGAUAAAAGCAGUUUCACAUUGGGGUUUGCUGAGGUAGGCACAAGAAAAAGUCAGGCAUAAAGCACAAGGCAGACUCUUUGAGUGGAUUGGUUGCUGCUCACUAAAGUUCUUCCCCUGAUCUCUUAAUACGGAGGUCAUUACCAAGAAAUGGCUUUGGUAUGAAUGAGAGCCAGAUCUCCACUGUGUGAGCCAGUGCAUUAUGGCUAAUUCGGCUGUUACAGCCACUGGUUGGCUGGAUUUUAAACCAUAAAACUUGAAGAUUACCUACAAAAGGAACAGUGUGGCUAUAAGCCUGAGCUUUAAUGGAAUAUACAUCCUCAUGGAAAAGUUAGGAAUAACCAAAACUGAAGUCUUAAUUUACCUUCAGUUUAAUCUGUGGAUUUGUUCAAAUACUAAAGAUCCUCAGGUCCAGAAUUCCAGCAUCGUUUAUUCUUUUUAAAUUUUUAAGAACUUGAUCCAUUGUAUCAGUACCUCACAAUCAGAGUUGGCAAAUGAUGGAUGAGUGAUUCAAGCAGUGCACCCGGUGGAAGCUGAAAUCCAUCUGUGAAUGGAACUGAAGUGAACGUGAAUAUGCUGACUAUCUCCUGGAAGCAUUUUUAUACCAUCUUGAAAUUUCAACAAACUGGCUUUUGCCAGUUUAUCCAGCUGUCUUUCAAGAAUAAAAGUUGGGGUUUUCAAGGAUCGCCUCUUCUAUAUUUUAAAUGGAUUUUCAGUAGAAAUGAUUUUUACUAAUCAAGUUAAUCCCACCCCAUCAAAAGGUAUUCCUAGAAAUGUCAUAGACCUAGGUAACUUUGAAUUGAAUGGGAGCUAACGUUCUUUCCAAAGUUUUCAGGUGAUUUACGUGACACCUUCUCAACCAGGAGGCAAGUAACCCCACCUCCACAAUCUUAGUAUUUUUUUUAACUACAUGCCUGCCCCUUAUUUGAGCUGCCUUUUUAAUUUAUUGCAUAUCCCUUUUAUUAUCUUAUUUUGGUAUUAUUCAAUCUAUACAAUCUUUUUGUAUUUAUUGGGAAAUGAGUAAUAUACAAAAAGGUUUUCAUGUAUUUGUGGCUGAGAGGGCGGGAAAUAAUUGUGUACAUAAAAUUAGGCUUUUUUAAAAAAAUAGACUGAUGCAGAAUAUUGUUGAUCUUAGAUUUAAAAAAAAAAAAAAAAAAAAAGGAAGAGCCACAAACAUUGGUGCCCUUUUCAGACUAUUUCUCUACUCUCAUCAUCCACAGUAGAAUUUUUAAACAGAUUUUUUUAAAGCUUUUCUUUUAAAUUUUUCUCCGUUGCAAAGAAUGUUUCCUAAAUUGUAUGGGAGCAAUAGUAUUUUUGAUGUUUUAAUGACAUCCGUAUACUUGUACUGUAUUUUGUACUACAAGGCAGCUGUUUUCAAUAAUGUCCUGCUGUAUUUACCUAUGUGUUUUGAGUGUUUAUUUCUUUGCUUCGGAGAACAAAUUCCUAAAUAGUUUUAGUAAAGGAGCUGAGAAGCUAGCAUUAGGUUUGCAGAAACUGUUUAAGUUUCAAACUCUGAGGCAGCAGUGAAAAUUAAGGUUGCAGCUAUUAGUUGAUUGCUGUAACUUUUUCAUUUUCAAACCAUGUACAAUUCCUGUAUAGACCAACUUGUUUUCUUGCUUCAGUGGUGGUUCUAUUGCUCAGCUGCAGUGAGCCAGUUCAAUUUUGCAAAGGUGCAGUACCUCUCCUUUUCAAGGGGUUGGUUUAUUCUUUUUCUUUUCUUUUUGUUUGGCUGAAUUGCAGUAACUAGCCUUGCCUUUCUAUUCUGUAGAAAUGACAGGGUCUUCACAAUCCUUCACCAGUGGCUACUAAGCUAUAAUUAGCUGAAUAGAAAGAAUGUGGAAGUGGUCUGAGGCAUAUAGAGUAUAUGCCAAGAACACUACCAUAUAUGGCAUCAGCUUUGGUUACCAGAGAAAUUUUCUUAGUCAUUAGACCAUAUAACAGUAAUAUAUCAUAUGUAAAUCUUUAGAUAUCAAUUUGAGAAUCCUCCAAACAAGGAGCAAAGAAUGCAUAAGCUAUGUGUUGGCAAAAGUAAUUUAUAUUAAAAUUUUGACCUGCCUAUGUAAGAUUAAGUGGUAAUGUCAUAGUGGUGGGUUUUUAAGUCUUAACCAAUCUCUAAGGUUUGUUUCUCCUGCAAGAGAUGGUUCAUGGCCUCUCUUCCCACUGCAGGAAGAUUGCAGAAGGCUGUGGACUAAUUGUAGCAUUUCACUGAUCUUCAUUCCAGUCACUAGGGACAAUAGAAACCUGUAAAACACAGAAAUUAAUUUGUAAAUAUUUUUAAUAGCUUAUUAAAGGAAAUGGUCUUUGUUAAUUCCAGUUGGAAAAUGGCAUUGUACAGACAUGGGUAACAACCGUUUUUGUUUGUUUGUUUUUCAGUUGUUGCAUAAUGAUUUUUGAGCCUUUUUUUUAACUUUGGCAGAUAUCCCAGCUAAUCAAAAUAAUCAUAUUCCUGAGAAGUAGGAAACUAAAACUUCUUUUAGUGGUGGAAGGUUGGUGGAAGGUUCAUUUCUCAAAACUACUAUAGUUACAAAGAUGAAAAGCCAAAUUUAGGAACAGAAUCAAAAAAACAAAAAUCUGUGAAGAGAAUCCUACUACUCUUAACUACUAUUCUGUUUUGGUUUCUAUUGUCCCUACCUGUCAUUUCAGCAAGUGGAACAGCAGCAAGUUUUUCAGUGCAUAUGCUGCACAGAACAAAAUAUAAAUCUGUAUGGCACCAAAAAUCAAAGUGAAAACCAAACCAAAAACCCAAACACCCUAUGUAACUAUCGGAGGCAUGUAGGUGGUAUAAAUGACUGUAGCUGUGAUACACACAUGGCUACUUGUCACAUCACUUUCCAUAAUUAUUUACUGCAAAAUGAUUGAGAGGCUUUUGGUGCAGGCAGCCAUUAACCUCCUGCUUCCUUUGUUUCCUCUGGAUUACUUUGCAGUAAAUUGCAGGUCUUUUAAGAGAUUCAAGCUUCAGUUUUCUCAAAACAAAACAAUUAUCCUGUCUCAUCUGAAAAUGCAGGGUUGUGGGCAAAAGAGGCUGGUUAUAAUAAUGCCCUCAUAUUGAGUGGUCUGUAAACGGCUGCACACUUCAGGCACUGUAGUUGCUGAAGAUGCUUUGUUAAAUGUGACCUUGACUGGCUUUACAGGGGUGUAGAAUGUAAUCUACACAAGGUGACUUUGCAUCUAUCUUGCUCUUGAGGUGGAUGAAAUUGAGAAGCUGGAGUGUGUAAGCCAUGCACAUAAGUAUUCUUCACUGUAAAUUUUGUUUUCAUUUUUAACCCAAUUAUGGUACUUUGUCCAAUGCACAGCUGAUCUCUCAGUAGAUAUUCAUUUGAAAAUAGUGUGGCCUUGAUCAGUGAGAAAGGGAAGGAGAAAAGUGACUUUUUUGCUUAUGUAGAAAUGACUCAAUUGCGGAGAGUGUCUUUCUGCAGCACUCUUGGUAUAAUGUUAGUGAUGGUCUCCUUUUGAUUGGGGAAAAUUAAUGUUUUUGACCCUGGAGUUAAUUCAAUUGAGUUGUCUUCUAUUUUUAGGAAGUAUCAGAAUUGCUCUGAUGAAUAACAAAGUUGACUGUUUUGAUGUCCAAUCUCAGGUUUUAGAAUAUAGUGGUGUAAAGUCCCACUAUUUUUAAUUCUAAACAAUUUUAAUUUCGUAUACCCUAAAAGUCACAUGCAUAAGGCCUGUUCAGAGAGCAGAGCCUCCAUCUUUUUGCUCCUUUUCUACUUUGUACUUCACUUGAAAAAAAUGUCAAGUGACUUUACAUUGUAUAUUUCCAUUUUAAACCUGACAUAUUUCUCAAAGAUAAAGCACUUUUUGAUCAUGAAAUACAUGAAAUCUUUGUGUGAUGUGGAUCAUAGUUUCUCAGGCUCCCUUAGAUAAUUGCUUAUGAAUAUUGUUCUAACUCUGUGUAAGAAGAGUAGAAAUCUUUGCUAAUGUUAGGUUUGUAUUAUUGAUCCAGAAUGCAUUUUGCUAGUUUCCAAUGGAUGGGAGAGUAAACAAUGCUGCAUUCACAAUUUAAUAAGUUACUUUCCCUUGAGCCUUAAGGUAACUUUUUCUUUUUUGUCAACAACAGCACUGAAGUUAUAGUAAGUGAAUGAGAUUAUCAGUUUUCAGGGUUGGUUUUAGAGUACUGUAAAUCAAUUAGCUGUCUUCCUAAAGAGUUACAACUCCCAUUCAGUAUACUGGAUAAUGGGUGUGUGGGUGGGGCAGGGGAGGGCGGGAGAUAGUUUGUAGAAAAGAAAAAAGAAAAAAAAAAAAAACCACAUUUACCUUAAGAAAAUAAUAAACAAAAAAAGAAUAAAGUCUGUGUCAUAUGCCCCAUUUGAAAUUCCAAAUGUGGCCGGGUGUGGUGGCUCACACCUGUAAUUCCAGCACUCUGGGAGGCCGAGGCCGGCGGAUCACUUGAGGUCAGGAGUUCAAGACCACUCUGGACAACAUAGUGAAACCCCGUCUCUACUGAAAAUACAAAAAUUAGCUGGGCAUGGUGGCGCGUGCCUGUAGUCCCAGCUACUUGGGAGGCUGAGGCAGGAGAAUGGCUUGAACCUGGGAGGCAGAGGUUGCAGUGAGUGAAGAUUGCGCCAUUGCAUUCCAGCCUGGGUGGCAAAACAAGACUCUGUCUCAAAAAAAAAAAAAAAAAGAAAUUCCAAAUGUAAGGUGGAAAUGGCAGAUUAUAACUUCAUUUCCCCCAUUUUUAACUUAGAAAAAACAAAGGCAUUAAUUUUCAAGUAUUAGCUCCCCAGAAGUUUCAGCAGAUAGGUGGACUCUUGAAUAACAAGUUCUUUUGAUGUGUCUGACUUUGCUAUUUAAAGUCACCUUUCCCAGCCCUCAGUCUUAAAACUCAAUUUUAUUACUGACAGAUUUAACGAACUCUGAACAAUUGUGGCCCAAUUAUUCAGUACUGAAAAUUAGAUUUGGAGAAUGAAAAAAUAAUAAAAUUGCAUCAUGAAAACUUGUUACCCUAGAGAUUCCCAAUUGUUUUCUGUACCCUGAUCCAAGUAAGGCCUUCAUGAAUGUAUUUUAUAUUUCCUGAAGAAGUAGGGAAUAUGCCAUCAAUGUAAUCACCUCUAUUCACAAUCAUUUGAAAAUCUAACUCAUGCCAUUUGAAUUAGACAUUCCAACUGGGAUAGGUAGAGCCAUGUUAAAACAAUAACAACUGCCAUAUUGGCAGUUUCACUGCUUAAUAGGAUUUCUAAUAAAGUAAGAGCAGAGCUUUAUUGGGAGCUAAAACUCAUUUUUCUCCCAUAGGUGAUUCUAACAGUUCAAUUAAAAAGUACAAUUAUACUUUCAGGUGUCAUCAGAUUUUGAGUCUAGAAGCAAAUUUCAGUUUCCUUGUGUUAUAUCUAAUAUCCAUUGACAUGGGCAAGAGAACUAAUUAUAGCUUUUUAGUAUGAUGAAAUGUGGGCCCAGAGUAUUGGCAAGAAAGCAAUAGCCCUAUUCAGUGUCCAUUAGAAUAUUGCAGAAGGCAUGAGUUUGUCCUUCCCCUCCCCCCCGCCUUCCCUUCAAUAACUAUUCAAUAACUAACUUUUUCCAAAAUAUCGAUUUAGGCCAUCUCUUAUUUCUUAAAGCCAAAUAUUUUGUCCCCAGUCUUAACUCUGAGUUGCAAGAUCAGGCUGGCUGGAAGAAUCUUUAUGUUUGGAAAUGGGAUGGUGAGUGGUUUGUUUAUUCUCUUGUUAAAUUCCUUUUUGAGAGACAUAACUGCAGGGAGAGUCCCAAGAAAAUUGAAGCACUGGAUUAUAUCAUUAAACACAUUUGUGUUGUAGGAAUUUGGGAGUUUCAUUUUGAACUGAUAAGAUACUGGAUUUUUUUUUAAAUUGAGAUGGAGUUUCGCUCGCCCAGGCUGGAGUGAGUGCAGUGGCCCAAUCUCAGCUCACUGCAACCUUCACCUCCUAGGUUCAAGUGAUUCUCCUGCCUCAGCUUCCCAAGUAGCUGGAAUUACAAGCAUGUGCCACCAUACCCAGCUAAUUUUUUGUUUUUUUUAGUACAGACAGGGUUUCACCAUGUUGGCCAGGCUGGUCUUGAACUCCUGACCUCAGGUGAUCUGCCUGCCUCAGCCUCCCAAAGUGCUGAGAUUACAGGUGUGAGCCAUCAUGCCCAGCCCACUCUGAAUUUCUUAAUAGGUUGAGCAAAAAGUCUAGAGACUGGCUUGAAGUCAGUAUGGGACAUACUGAUUUUGCAUGUUUCGGUAGCAGACAAGUAUAUUUGAGUUAUUUUUCAAUGACAUCAAUCUUUGAGUAGUAACUAAGAUCAUCAGUGUAUUUGGACUUCUUUUUUCUGAAGUUCUAGAACGAUUAUAUUAGGUAUUUAUUCCUUUUGGGCCUCCAUGCAGAUGUUUUUCCAAGAUCUUUUUUAAAAAAUUCAUUUGUCUUCUGAUAUAUUUCCAGAUGACAUACUUUUUGUUCUCUAGGAAUCUUCACUGCCAAUCAUAAAUCUACCAGUGGCUUCCUUAGACUAGAUUAUCACUCCAAAGCUGGGACCGAUGUCCUGCCAGUAGAAAAUCUACAGAAAUAAUUUGAAUGAAUUAAAACCAAAUCUUGAUAGCAGGAGACAGCUUCCUGAUCUAGAUGUACAAUUAAAGUUUAGGUUGGAAAUUACUUUAAAAUGUGUUUUUUGGGGAUGUCUUCAAUCUCUGUGUAAAUACCCACAUGCUUAUGCAUUGUAAACCAAGUGUGUGUUCCUAUGUAUGAAUUUGUAGAACUGAUUUCUGCUUCAAGAGAAGCUGCACCUUUAAUUUUAUAAGGUCCCCUCCACCUGUAACCCUAUAAAUGUUUGUAAAUAGAACACUAAAAUUUGUAGUGAUAGGAUCAAUUUGGGAAUAUCUGCUGAGAGACCAAAAAGUUCAUUUUUUUAAGUACCUUGGUUAAAGAGUAAAGAUUAUUCCUCUUGCUUAUUUUUUAAAGAAGAAUGCACUUUAACAAACAUAGAGCUGCAUGGGCAAUUCAAACAAAUCUGUGAAGUGCAGUACCCAUUCAAAAAUCACACUUCCUGAAAACCGUUCAAAAGCAGAGUCCAGACGGGCUGUUGAUCUCAUUGCCUGUAGGUUGAAGCUCAGAUUUGAUCAAUUUUGAGAGGAGCAGAGCUGCUUCAAAAGAGCAAUGUGAAUACAGUCAGAAGCUUCAGACAGGUCUGUAAAAAUGGCGGGUCCCGUAUUUACCACUAACUAGCAAAACUGACAGAAAAACUCACAGAGAAAAAAGUUUAAGAAUCCUUCCUGCUGGUGUGCACUCCUUACAAUAGACUUUUGCAAAUGGAGUUUUACAGUCUAUAUUUAAAAAAAAUUGUAUGUUUGUAACAAAUAAAGUAUGCAGAAAAGUGAA
Molecule: messenger RNA, 9063 nt
Organism: Cebus imitator (Panamanian white-faced capuchin)
Lineage: Eukaryota; Metazoa; Chordata; Mammalia; Primates; Cebidae
Gene: PURB
Product: purine rich element binding protein B
Exons: 1
Coding region: 39-977 (312 amino acids)
Biological process (GO): regulation of transcription by RNA polymerase II
Cellular component (GO): nucleus
Molecular function (GO): DNA-binding transcription factor activity, RNA polymerase II-specific; purine-rich negative regulatory element binding; RNA polymerase II transcription regulatory region sequence-specific DNA binding
Source: RefSeq, a predicted model, not a curated record